This is a messenger RNA of Brassica oleracea var. oleracea, 2470 nucleotides long. Its product is annotated as 65-kDa microtubule-associated protein 3. The record is from RefSeq and is a predicted model, not a curated record. The coding region runs from base 240 to 2363 and encodes 707 amino acids. Gene Ontology annotation, molecular function: microtubule binding. Lineage: Eukaryota; Viridiplantae; Streptophyta; Magnoliopsida; Brassicales; Brassicaceae. Gene Ontology annotation, cellular component: spindle; cytoplasm. Gene Ontology annotation, biological process: microtubule cytoskeleton organization. The transcript has 12 exons.
UUAGUGGUCCCGGUAACGCCUAAUCUCUCUUGUCAUCAUCAUCUUCGACCUUUUACAUCUUCCAACGGCUAUAUUCCUCUCCUCUCUCUCACUCCGAUCUAGGUUUUCAAAUUGUUUCUCUGUUUCGAAAAUUAAUACGCCAGUCGAAGAGUUUAUCAAAUCGAUCUUCUUCCAAUUGAUCAGUUCUUGAAAGUAUCCGAUAAAUCCCCGGUUUCCAGGAGAAGAAGAAGCAUUUCGAAAUGGCAAGUGUGAAAAAAGAUCCGAUGCUUCAAGUAGAGUCAACAUGUGGAUCUCUCCUUUACGAACUUCAGAUUAUUUGGGAUGAAGUUGGAGAAACUGAGACUGAUAGAGAUAAGAUGUUGCUUGAGCUUGAACGUGAGUGCCUGGAAGUCUACAGAAGAAAAGUUGACCAAGCUAAUCGUUGUAGAGCUCAGUUAAGACAAGCUAUUGCUGAUGCUCAAGCACAACUAGCUGCCAUCUGUUCCGCACUGGGGGAGCGUCCUGUGCAUAUGAGACAGUCUGAUCAAAGCGUUGGGAGCUUGAAACAAGAGCUUGGGACGAUUCUUCCUGAACUUGAAGAGAUGCAGAAGAGGCAAACCGAGAGAAGAAGCCAGUUCAUGGUUGUCCUUGAAGAGAUAGAGAGUAUCACUAAUGAUAUCAAAGGUCAAGGAGAACAUGCUCAAUCGAAACCACUCGUCGAUGAGACUGACUUGUCUAUGAGAAAGCUUGAAGAGUUACACUGCCAUCUGCAAGCACUUCAGAAGGAGAAGAGUGAUCGAGUUGAGACGAUUCGGAAGCACCUGUGUACUCUAUAUUCUCACUGUUCAGUACUUGGAAUGGACUUCAACGAGGUUGUUAACAAAGUUAAUUCCACAUUAACUGAUCCAGAGGGACCAAGAAGUUUAAGUGAUCAUACGAUUAAGAACUUGGAUGCUGCAGUUCAAAAGCUGAGGAAGGUUAAGAUACAGAGAAUGCAGAAGCUUCAAGAUCUAGCAACAACCAUGUUGGAGCUCUGGAAUUUGAUGGAUACUCCCAUAGAAGAGCAGCAAGAGUAUCAGCAUAUCACCUGCAACAUAGCUGCAUCAGAGCAUGAAAUAACUCAAGCCAAUAGUCUCUCUGAAGACUUCAUUAAAUACGUUGAAGCAGAGGUUGCCCGAUUGGACGAGGUAAAGGCAAGCAAAAUGAAAGAACUUGUUCUGAAGAAAAGAUCAGAGCUAGAAGACAUAUGUAGGAAAACCCACAUGUUACCUGUGUCAGACAGUGCUAUAGAUCAGACUAUUGUGGCCAUAGAAUCUGGUAUUGUGGAUGCCACAUUGGUCCUUGAGCAUCUUGAGCAACACAUUUCUAAGAUCAAAGAGGAAGCUUUAAGCAGAAAGGAGAUACUUGAAAAGGUUGAGAAGUGGUUAUCUGCUUGCGAUGAAGAAAGUUGGCUUGAAGAAUACAACAGGGAUGAUAACCGUUACAAUGCUGGACGAGGAGCUCAUCUUACUCUCAAGCGUGCUGAGAAAGCUCGUAAUCUUGUUAACAAACUUCCAGGAAUGGUUGAAGCACUAGCCUCGAAGACUAUAGUUUGGGAACAAGAGAAGGGAAUUGAAUUUCUCUAUGAUGGUAUUCGUCUACUCUCCAUGCUCGAGGAGUAUAACUUACUCAGGCAGGAAAGAGAAGAAGAACACCGGCGCCAACGGGAUCAUAAGAAACUCCAAGGACAGCUCAUAGCAGAACAAGAGGCGCUUUACGGGUCAAAACCGAGCCCAUCAAAACCUCUUGGUGGUAAAAAGGCUCCAAGAAUGUCAACCGGUGGUGCAGCAACCAACCGAAGACUCUCCUUAGGAGCAGGGAUGCAUCAGACUCCUAAGCCUAACAAGAAAGCAGAUCAGCGCCAGAUUGAUGGAGCUUUAUCAACUGGAAGAAGAGGGCUUGAUGUUGCUGGACUUCCCUCAAGGAAACAGUCAAUGAAUCCAUGCGAACAGCUGCAAUCUCCACUAGUGCGCAAACCAUUCUCACCCCUUCCUACCACGGUGGUUGCAUCAAAGGCUAACAUAGCAACGCCGCAGCAACUUCUUCCAACCCCGAAAAGCAACGCAGUGAAUGAGAUAUCGGCAUUUGCAACUCCCGUCAAGAACAACAACAGUGUAAGGAACUUGGAAGAAGAGAAGUUGAUGAUGAUGCAAACACCAAAGAAUGUAGCAGCGAUGAUUCCUAUCCCAUCUACACCAGCAACAAUCUCUGUCCCGAUGCAAACUGCAGCGACACCAUUCAACAAUGCAAGAUUGCUUCCAGAAAAGGUUGAAGUUGUUGAGUACUCCUUUGAGGAACGAAGACUCGCUUUCAUGCUACAGUCCGAGUCUUUGAUCCACGUCUGAUUUUCAUUCUGUCUUUAUUUUUUGUGUAAAACUCAAAUUGAUUGUUCUUUGGUUUGUUAAAAGGUCAAUUAUAUGAUUGGCUUUUUCUUUAAGCAACCGUUUUCACA